This is a messenger RNA of Ambispora leptoticha, 681 nucleotides long. The record is from the annotation of a GenBank genome assembly. Lineage: Eukaryota; Fungi; Glomeromycota; Glomeromycetes; Archaeosporales; Ambisporaceae.
AUGGAAAGCUCAAAUUCACAUAGUUCUAACACACCAGCCUUGGACAUUCUGCAACUAUUAGGAGUCGAAGACCAAGAAUCCUUUAUGAAUAUUAAUAAAGAUUCACCCGCCACUUCAUCAAAACAUCAUAUUAACAACAAGGAUACUACAACUGGAAGCACGGGAAGUAAAGACAAGAAUAAAGAUAAUAAUAUAAUAACCAAUGACAAAACUAAUCAAAAAGAUUUUCCAAGUUUAUCCUUUAUUCAACAACAAAAAUUGACAAAUACAACAUUAACAAAUUCAUUAUCAAUAACACCACAAACAAACAUACCAGCAGCAACUGAAAUAAUUACAAUAAGCGACGAUGAUGUCGAAGUGAUUUCUACGAGUGAACACAUCUCUAAGCGAAAUCCUCAUGAGGUUAACAAGCGUGCAAAACUGGCAUCAUCUUCCGAAAUAAAUGGAAAUCAGCAUCUUGACGGGAAAAAAGAAAAAGGAAGGGCAGAGGAGCCCGAGAUCGAGGCCGAAUCUACUAAUAAACCUGAAAAUGAAAUUGAUGCCAACAUUUAUUAUGGCACAUUAUUUUUUAGAAUGCAAUUCCCAGAAGUCACCUCUGACGAGAUGGCUAGGCGUAAAUCGAGAGUUCGAAAACGGUUUCUCCAUAAUUUACAUCUUCGAAAAUUGCCAGUGCGCAAAUAG